Molecule: messenger RNA, 3570 nt
Organism: Camelus dromedarius (Arabian camel)
Lineage: Eukaryota; Metazoa; Chordata; Mammalia; Artiodactyla; Camelidae
Gene: ZFPM1
Product: zinc finger protein, FOG family member 1
Exons: 10
Coding region: 463-3396 (977 amino acids)
Biological process (GO): erythrocyte differentiation; positive regulation of transcription by RNA polymerase II; heart development
Cellular component (GO): nucleus
Molecular function (GO): RNA polymerase II-specific DNA-binding transcription factor binding
Source: RefSeq, a predicted model, not a curated record
GCCACCAGAGGUGGCGAACCCCAGGGAUGCUGCUUCCUCCGCCAGAGCCGGCUCCACACCCCAAAUCUGAUCCAAGACAAUGUGGGGCGUCAAGGCCUCGGACCUCCUCAUCUGGCCCUCCCUGUCCCCAUCCGUCGGCGGAACGGGGAGGUCACAGCCUGCGGGUUCUGGGCGAGACUGAGGCCCUGGGGGCGGAGUUACAGAGUGGAGUGUCAGAGUCCCGGGCAGCGGGGACGGAGCCUGGUGUUGGGGCGUGGUCUGGGCGGGGCCUCGGUGUCUAGGGGCCAACCAGGUGAGGUCGGGCUUGACUGCGGAGCUGGCGCCGGGGGUCGGGUCCAGAGAGGCCCGGACGCGGUGCCGCGGGUGGCGGGACGCAGUGGGUCGCCGAGUCUGAGCCGGGCCUGGGGACAAAGCCGCAGGGCCGAAGGAGGAGUCGAGGAGGCCAGAGGUUCCCUCGGAGACAUGGAGGCCAGAGAAGAGGCCCAGGCCGUGGACACCAGCCUCCCGGAGCCACUGGAGCCAGAGACCACGGGGCAGCCGGAGCUCCAGAGCCCUUCCAGCCCAGACGCUAGUCCUCCACCCCGGCCAUUGCCACAGCCCCCCAUGUCCCCAGGAGGCCCCGAGGAGAUGGAGAGUCAGGAGCCGGAGACGAGGCUGGAGGCGGAGGAGGAGGAGGCCAGCAGCCCCUGGGGUGGGCCAGACGAGCUGGAGCUGGUGCUGCAGGACGGACAGACAUGCGUGCAGGCUCGAUGCAGCCUCGCCGAGGGCCUGUCCUGGGGCCCAUUCUGUGGGAGCAUCCAGACCAGAGCCUCGUCCCCCAGGCAGGCAGAACUGAGCCCAGCCCUGACCCUGCUGCUGGAGGACGAGGCCUGCUGGCUGAAGAAGCUGCCCCAUGCCCUGACAGAGGCCAAAGCCAACUCAGAGAUCCACAGGAAGGGUGAAGCCCUCUGGUGCAGGGUCACCAAGCCGGUGCCAGCAGGUGGACACUUGUGUGUGCGCCUCACGGCCGAGCCCCACGGAGCCCCCAGCCACCCUGUGAAGAAGGAGCCCAUGGAGCCCGAGGGCCCGGCCCCCUCCCACACCGACAUCCAGCUCCUGCCCCAGCAGGCCGGCAUGGCGUCCAUCCUCGCCACAGCGGUCGUCAACAAAGACGUCUUCCCCUGCAAGGACUGCGGCAUCUGGUACCGGAGCGAGCGGAACUUGCAAGCCCACCUCCUCUACUACUGUGCCAGCCGCCAGGGCUCCGGAUCCCCCGCCACAGCCGCCCCCGACGAGAAGCCCAAGGAGACUUACCCCAAUGAGCGCAUCUGCCCCUUCCCCCAAUGUCGCAAAAGCUGUCCCAGCGCCAGCUCCCUGGAGAUCCACAUGCGUAGCCACAGCGGAGAGCGCCCCUUCGUGUGUCUCAUCUGCCUAUCUGCCUUCACCACCAAGGCCAACUGUGAGCGGCACCUCAAGGUGCACACAGACACACUGACCGGGGUCUGUCACAGCUGUGGCUUCAUCUCCACCACAAGGGACAUCCUCUACAGCCACCUGGUGACCAACCACAUGGUCUGCCAGCCGGGCUCUAAGGCUGAGAUCUACUCACCAGGGGCCGGGCACCCCACUGCCAAGCUCCCCCCAGACAGCCUGGCUGGCUUCCAGCAGCAUACGGCAUUGCACGGUCCUUUGGCCUCUGCUGACCUGGGCCUGGCUACUGCCCCAUCGCCUGGACUGGACAGGAAGGCGCUGGCCGAGGCCACCAACGGAGAGGCCAGAGCGGCCCCCCAGAACGGGAGCAGCGGCGAGCCCCCCGCGGCCCCCAGGAGCAUCAAGGUGGAGGCGGCAGAGGAGCCCGAGGCGGAGCCAGGGCCCCCGGCCCCGUCGCGCACGCCAUCGCCGCCCAGCCCCAGCCCGGUGCGCGUCAAGGCGGAGCUGUCCAGCCCCACACCCGGCUCCAGCCCGGGGCCCGGCGCGCUCUUUCUGCCGCAGCUGCCCGCGGCGCCCCCGGCCUCCGAGAUCCUGGCCAAGAUGUCUGAGCUGGUGCACAGCCGGCUGCAGGCGGGCGCGGGGGUGGGCGCUCCGGCUGGCCUCUUCGCGGGGGCUCCCAAGGGCGCCACGUGCUUCGAGUGCGACAUCACCUUCAACAACAUCAACAACUUUUACGUGCACAAGCGCCUCUACUGCUCCGGCCGCCGCCCGCCCGACGACGGGCCCCCCGCCCGCAGGCCCAAGGCGGCCCCCGCCCCGCCGCGCGCGCCCCCAGCCCCGCCGCCUGCCGAGGCCGACGCACCGUGCUCGUCGCCGGGCCCCGGGACGCGAGAGGACGAGGCCAGGAGCGCGGUCACGCCCGAGGCCGAGGCCGAGGCCUGCGGCCGGGGCAGCGAAGGCAGCCCGAGCCCGGGCAGCGGGGCGGACGAGGACGACGACCCCCGCCGGACGCUGUGCGAGGCCUGCAACAUCCGAUUCAGCCGCCACGAGACCUACACGGUGCAUAAGCGCUACUACUGCGCCUCGCGCCACGACCCACCGCCGCGCCGGCCGGCGCCUGCCGGGACCCCCGGGUCCCCCGCGCCCGCCGCGCCGCCGGUGCGCACGCGCAGGCGCCGCAAGCUCUACGAGCUGCACGCGGCCGGCCCCGCCCCGUCGCCGGCCGGCCCCGCCCCUCCCGCUGCGCCCGGCCCCGCCUCCACGCCGCCCGGCCCCGCCCCCACGUCGCCCGCGGCGCCGGCGCCGCGGCCCGGAAGCGGAAGUGGAGGCGGAGGUGGAAGCUGCUCCGAUCCCGCCGAAGGCCCCAUCGACCUGAGCAAGAAGCCGCGGCGCCAGACGUCGGCCGCCGCCACCCCGGGCCCCACGCCGGGCCUGCCGGCCCUGGCCGACUACCACGAGUGCACGGCCUGCCGCGUGAGCUUCCACAGCCUCGAGGCCUACCUGGCGCACAAGAAGUUCUCGUGCCCCGCCGCCCUGCGCCGCCUGCGCGCCUCCCCCGAGGACCCGCCCGCCGUCGUGUGCCCCUACUGCCCCCCGAACGGCGUGGUCCGCGGCGACCUCAUUGAGCACUUCCGCCUGGCGCACGGCCUGCUGCUGGGCAAGCCCCCGGCCGGCCCCGGCGCCGAGGCCCGGACGCCCUCGCCCGCCGUGCCGCGCGACGGCCUCAACGGCCAGGACCUGCGGGAGCCGCCCGCCAGCAGCCCACGGCCCGGCCCGCCCCCGGCCCCGUCCCCUGAAGCUGUGCCGGCGCCCCCCUCCCACUCGGACAAGGGUGUGCAGACCCCCAGCCAGGGGUCAGCGGCCCCCGUGCCCAACGGCAACCACAGGUACUGCCGCCUGUGCAACAUCAAGUUCAGCAGUCUGUCCACCUUCAUCGCCCACAAGAAGUAUUACUGCUCCUCGCACGCGGCCGAGCACGUGAAGUGAGCGCCGCGCGCGGAGGGCGGAACCUGCGCGCCUGCUCUCUAGGGGCCUCCACGGGCCCGGGCACCCUUGCUCCUGGGAAACGCUCCAAGCACAGGCUUCAGCACAGGGGCUGCGGGGGGCAGACCCCGCUUGGACCUUUGGCACUUAAUAAAGAAGUUCAGUUUGAUGAGCACA